Aspergillus nidulans FGSC A4 is the source of this 3276-nucleotide messenger RNA. RefSeq names its product calcium-transporting ATPase. Gene Ontology annotation, molecular function: P-type calcium transporter activity; nucleotide binding; ATP binding. The transcript is spliced from 5 exons. Gene Ontology annotation, cellular component: endomembrane system; endoplasmic reticulum membrane; membrane. Bases 64 to 3084 code for a protein of 1006 amino acids. Gene Ontology annotation, biological process: calcium ion transport. The record is from RefSeq and is a predicted model, not a curated record. NCBI's taxonomy places the organism in Eukaryota, Fungi, Ascomycota, Eurotiomycetes, Eurotiales, Aspergillaceae.
UCUUCUUCUUCUUCUUCUUCUUGGUCCCCGGUCCUGGUCAACUAUUCGGUUAUAUAGUCGGCCAUGGAGCAAUCUUAUAUUCUCGCGCCGGCGGAAGUGCUGAAGCAUUUCGACGUCACUGAACGAUCUGGUUUAUCUAGCGCCCAGGUCUCUCACUCAAGACAGAAAUAUGGUCCAAAUGCGCUCGCGGAAGAACCACCAACUCCUCUAUGGGAGCUUGUGCUCGAACAGUUUAAGGACCAGCUCGUUCUUAUACUUUUAGGCUCAGCAGCUGUUUCAUUCGUACUGGCUCUUUUCGAAGAGAGUGACGACUGGACUGUCUUCGUCGACCCUGCGGUGAUCUUGACCAUCCUCAUCCUCAAUGCGAUUGUCGGCGUGACCCAGGAAAGCAGCGCUGAGAAGGCAAUUGCCGCUCUGCAGGAAUACUCCGCGAACGAGGCCAAAGUGGUCCGGGAUGGUGUGGUUCAGCGCAUCAAGGCGGAGGAUCUGGUACCUGGAGAUAUCGUUCAUGUUGCGGUUGGGGACCGAGUCCCCGCUGAUUGCAGACUCCUCGCCAUCCACAGCAACAGCUUUCGGGUAGACCAAGCUAUCCUUACGGGCGAAAGCGAGAGUGUAGCCAAAGACACUCGUGCGGUCAGUGAUAGGCAGGCUGUUAAGCAGGACCAAACCAACAUCCUCUUCUCGGGUACCACCGUUGUUAAUGGAAAUGCCACAGCGGUGGUGGUUUUGACUGGUUCAUCGACUGCGAUUGGUGAUAUUCAUGAAAGCAUCACAUCCCAGAUUUCAGAGCCGACGCCGCUAAAGCAGAAGUUGAACGACUUCGGUGAUAUGCUGGCCAAAGUCAUUACGGUGAUCUGCAUUCUGGUUUGGGUCAUCAAUAUCGAACACUUCAACGACCCUUCUCAUGGCGGUUGGGCCAAAGGCGCCAUCUAUUACCUCAAGAUCGCAGUCUCCCUUGGAGUGGCCGCUAUCCCGGAGGGGUUGGCCGUCGUCAUCACCACCUGUCUCGCUCUUGGGACUCGUAAAAUGGCCCAGAAAAAUGCCGUGGUCCGCUCGUUGCCUUCUGUUGAAACUCUCGGAAGCUGCAGUGUGAUUUGCUCUGAUAAGACGGGGACUCUCACCACCAAUCAGAUGAGUGUCGGAAAGAUCGUCUACUUGAGCCAGUUGGGAACCGGCGUUGAGGUCAUCGAUGUUGAAGGCACAACUUUUGCGCCUGAAGGCAGCCUUUCAUACAACGGCCAGGUCGUUACGAACCUGGCGGCCUCUUCUUCGACCAUACGACAGAUGGCUGAGGUUAUGGCUCGUUGCAACGCUGCUGCGAUCGCCUAUGAUGAGAAGACUGGUACAUUCUCGUGCAUUGGCGAGCCCACCGAGGGAGCCUUACGUGUCCUCGUCGAGAAGAUUGGCACUGACGAUGCUGCUAUGAAUGAUAAGCUUCUCAGCUUGCCCGCUUCGCAAAAGCUUCACGUUUCAAGCGCCUAUUAUGAAUCUCGUCUGCCUCUGCAGGCUACUUAUGAGUUUUCCCGGGACCGAAAAAGCAUGUCCGUUUUGGUAGGUACUGGAAGUAACCGGAGACUUCUUGUCAAAGGUGCUCCUGAAUCUAUCCUCGAGCGUUGCUCUUACGCCCUCCUUGGUCCGAACGGUGCCCGCGUGUCCCUGACUAAAGCCCACCUUGAUCUUUUGUCGUCUGAGGUCGUGGAAUACGCAAGCCGUGGUCUUCGUGUGAUCGCCCUGGCAAGCGUCGAUGACGUCGGCGCGAACCCCCUUAUUCACAAGGCUAGCACGUCUGAAGAGUACGCGCAGCUAGAACAGAACAUGACCCUCAUUGGCCUUGUCGCCAUGCUUGACCCGCCUCGCGUGGAGGUUGCCGAUUCAAUCAAGAAAUGUGCAGAAGCCGGUAUCCGUGUGAUUGUCAUUACUGGUGAUAACCAGAACACCGCAGAGUCCAUUUGUCGUGAGAUUGGUGUUUUUGGCAAAGACGAAGAUCUUAAAGGCAAGAGUUUUACUGGGAGGGAGUUCGACAGCCUCUCUCAUAAUGAACAACUCGAGGCCGUCAAGAGCGCAUCGCUUUUUUCACGUACUGAGCCCUCUCACAAAUCUAAGCUCGUUGAUCUCUUGCAAUCUCUUGGCCAUGUGGUCGCGAUGACUGGCGAUGGCGUUAACGAUGCCCCUGCUCUGAAGAAGUCCGAUAUUGGUGUCGCCAUGGGUACUGGCACUGACGUGGCAAAGCUCGCGGCUGAUAUGGUUCUUGUGGAUGACAACUUUGCAACUAUCACCACUGCCGUUGAAGAGGGACGAUCGAUCUACAGCAAUACCCAGCAAUUCAUUCGAUACCUUAUCUCGUCCAACAUCGGUGAGGUUGUGUCUAUCUUCCUGACUGCCGCUCUCGGUAUGCCUGAAGCUCUUGUCCCUGUGCAGCUUCUAUGGGUCAACCUGGUGACCGAUGGCUUGCCUGCCACUGCCCUGUCAUUCAAUCCCGCCGACCAUGAUGUGAUGCGACGACCCCCGAGAAAGCGCGAUGAGCCGCUUGUUGGCGGCUGGCUGCUCUUUAGAUAUCUAGUGAUCGGUACCUAUGUCGGUGCAGCUACGGUAUUUGGCUACGUCUGGUGGUUCCUCUACAACCCAGAAGGCCCUCAAAUUUCUUUCUGGCAAUUGUCUCACUUCCAUAAAUGUUCCACCGAGUUCCCAGAGAUUGGCUGUGAAAUGUUCUCGAAUGAUAUGUCGCGCUCUGCAUCCACGGUCUCGCUAUCGAUUCUUGUUGUGAUCGAGAUGCUGAACGCGAUGAACGCCCUCUCGUCCAGCGAAUCGCUCCUCACGUUUGGUCUCUGGAAUAAUAUGAUGCUCGUCUAUGCCAUCAUUCUCUCGAUGACUCUUCACUUUGCGAUUCUAUAUAUCCCCUUCUUGCAAGGACUCUUCGCAAUCCUUCCUCUGGACUGGACAGAAUGGAAAGCCGUCCUGGCAAUCAGUGCCCCUGUCGUCGUCAUCGAUGAAAUUCUGAAGGUAGUAGAGCGUCGCUUGUAUAACACUACCGUGACGGCUCCUGUGAAGGAGAACGGAGCCAUAUUAAAGCCGAAGAAGGCAUAGAGUUGGGUUGAGGAAGUAUUGGUUUCAGUGCCAAAUGCGUCUCUGAUUAGAUAUAGACGUUGGCCCCUGAGAAGUGGCCAUUCUUACCUCUUUGGACAAGUUACGCAUGUAUGUAUCAUGGUAGAUGAAUAUUUCGAGAAAUAUGUCUCGAGUUCGGGUCAAGCACCGAGUUAUAGUUUGGCCAUUGGAAUA